AUGGCUAACCACAUUUAUUACAAAGGACUUAUCUUUUGUAAGGUUACGGCUGCCAACAGUUUUUCUCAUGAAGUUGAAAACUUCCGCUUAAGACAAGCUAUCCAACAGAACAGUAUCCAGCGGCAACAGUCUUAUCUCUCGGGUGGUCUGCGUCCUCUGCGGCGUAUGAAAAGGACAUGGGUUAUCACCACCAUUGUUGUUCAGGAGGAGGAAAAAGGACCGUUCCCAAAAUAUGCUGGCCAGCUGUUCAAUAACAAAUCGUUUAAUGAAUCAAUACGUUAUCUAAUCAGCGGACCUGGGGUAGAUGAAAACCCAGAAAUUGGAUUGUUUUCUAUAGAAGAUGAUGCAAAUGGACAUGUGUAUGUACAUCGUACCAUUGACAGAGAAAAGACCCCAUCUUUUCAGGUGCGUUUUGACAUUGUGCACAGAGAAAGUGCUCAGUUUUUGGACCGACCUUUAUUUUUCAAGAUUAAAGUUAGAGAUAUUAAUGAUAAUGCACCUGAGUUUUCCAAGAAAGAAUAUAACAUUACAAUAAGAGAGAGUCACGGUAAAGAUAAGCCAGUUUUCCAAGUUACUGCCUUCGACAAAGAUGAAGACGGCACUGAGAAUUCUCGAGUGUCCUAUUCUCUGACAAUGCAAAUGCCCAUUCUAGAUGGAAUCAUAUUUAAUAUUGAUCCUACCACAGGUUUGAUACACCUGUCUGGAUGCCUGCAUUAUGAGACUGCUAGUUCUUUUAAACUUCUGGCUGAAGCCAGUGACCACGGAGCCCCCCGGCAAUCAUCUACUGCAACGGUGAAUGUAGCUAUUGAAGAUGCAAACAACCACCUCCCUGUAUUUGUCAGUGAGCAUUACCAGGUAGAGGUUUCGGCAGGCCAAGAACAUCCAGCAGCACUACAGCUCCAGGUGGAAGACAAGGAUUCUCCCAAUACUCCAGCUUGGAGAGCAAAAUACAAAAUAGCAGAAGGCAAUGAGAAAGAGCAUUUUGACAUUGUGACUGAUCCAGAAACAAAUAAUGGCAUUUUGAGUAUCAUCAAGCCUCUCAGCUACAAGGAGAACUCUGAAAAGAGGCUUGUCAUUUCUGUAGAAAAUGAAGAACCUUUUUUCUCAUGUAAAAAUGGUGAAGUGAUGAUCUCAAGCCCAGAAAUCAUGAAUGCAACUGUGAAAAUCAAGGUUGUACAAUCACAACAUGCUCCUCAAUUUCACCCUCCUAUACUUAUUGUCCAAAAAGAAGAUUCCAUGAAGCCUGGGGCAGUAUUUAGAAGAUAUCUUGCUACAUACCCAGCUCAAUUACCAUGGAAGAUAAAAUACGAACUAGCUCAUGACCCAGCUGGUUGGCUGAGUGUGGAUGAAAAUUCUGGAGUCCUCACUGUGGCAAGCGAUUUUGAUCAAGAAUCCCCUUAUGUGAACAACAGUCAAUACACCAUUAUUAUUCAUGCUGUUGAUGAUGGUAUUCCACCACAGACUGGGACUGGCACCAUUCUCCUUUACUUGUCUGACAUUCAUGAACGAAUGCCAGUAUUAGCAACUCCUUCUUUACAUGUGUGUGACCAAAAGGAAAGGACACCUCUCAUUAUAAAAGCUAAGUCUGCCCAGGCUCAGGAUUUGAAUGGACAAUUUAAGUUUCAACUGGCUGAGGACUCUGAAGAUGUGAAGCGUAACUGGAAAUUGGGAAGGAAUUUUGGGGAGUCAGUUGAGCUAUUAAUGUUAAGAAGCCUUCCACAAGGUAGUUACUUGGUGCCCUUUGUUAUUUGGGAUGAACAAGGAUUUUCUACAAGGCAGAAUCAGCAUGUAAGGCUCUGCGCUUGCCUCGAUGGGCACACGUGUGAAGACUCACCACUUUCACAAGUGGGACUUGGAGGCAGUGCCAUUGCAGCAAUGCUGACAGCUCUCCUAUUAUUACUGGUUGCUAGUAUUCUACUUUGUCGGUUUUAUGCAUCAAGAUCCAAAGGCAAGCCCAGUCUUUCACCUCAAGAAGGGGAACAGACUUUAAUCACCUAUAAUGAAGAAAGUGGAAAGCCUCUAUCUCAGGAUAAGAUGGACACUACAGAUUAUGUCACCCUACCACCUCUAUCUGCAGAAGCUGGAAAAGUAACUGUCAAGGACAGCCAGUACACUAGAAACAGAGAGACCUCCCAAAUAAAUUACCUCACAUCCACAAAUAAAUUACAUCACAUCCUACAGAUGGUGGACAAAAUACUGGAUCAGAAAUUGUAUGACCAAAGGGAAUUGGAAGAUGAUGGGCACAGCUAUGAACCUUGCAGAUAUGCUGAGGAAGGAGAACUAGAGAGAAGCAGCUCCUUGCAGUCUCUCUCCAAUGUCAGCGAGGAAUUGCCCUUGGAUUUUUUGCAAACUCUGGGGCCAAAGUUUUCUAAUCUGGAAGAAAUCUGCAAGAAACAAUUUCGACCGCUCAAUUAACUGCAGAAGGUCAUAACUAAUGACAGAGUUACAAAGGCUUUUGGAAGAUACACUGACAAAAUUCCAAKAAAAGAACCAUCCACACUGGAAAGAUUUACUGCAUGUUUGCACCACGACUAUCUGGCCUUUUAUUCCUCCUGGCUAUAAUGUUUACACGUCUGYAGUCAAGAACUUGGCAUGGAUAAUGAUAUAUUAUGCAAAGGUAAAAAUAGGUCUACCAGGCUAGAAAUUGAAGUUAAAGUUACAUAUGGAAAUAAGACAACUUUGAAAAUGGAAGGCAAUUACUAGGUAGGUUGGAAUAGAGUCAUUUCUCCAAGAAGUGGAGUCCUUACAUCCAGACCGGCUUUCAAACAGAUUAGUAUAACCAUGUAGCUCUGACUGUAUGAGCAGAUCUUUUUCCAUAUGAUCUUGAAACAUCUAAGAGAAUAUACACCUCUAUUCUUAGCAAGCUAGCCACUUUCAUCCUGUCCUGAGAGGUYACCACCAUCCUUGCCUUACAGCAUAAAACAGGCACUCAGUAAGUCCUUGCACACUUAGGCUGGCAUCUGGUGGCUGUUAGAAUUAUUACACUAUCAUAAACACUAAAUGCUAAGAAAUUCUUGACUGAGGAGAAAGUAUGGCUAUUCAUUUUUUUUCCUCCAAAUAACUAGCUUCUCUAACUUAGCUAAAAAGUGAUUGUGCUAUGGAAAUUCAUGGAUUUCCUCAGGCAUCAUUGACAAAGUAGCUGACACAAUAAAGAAAUGAUGAUAGCAGAUUUCUUUAUAUGGAAACCGGAGAUGUGUUAUUUUAAAUUGUGCCAUCGAACACACCUCCAAGUAUGCAGUGGCCUAUGCUCAUUUACAGCAUGAUGGCAAUCAAUGUUACAAUGCAUUCAUGAGGAAAGAAUAACUCCAGAAGACAGUAUAGUAUUUUGCUGUUAGAAAAGAUAUAUAAGCAACAAGAAAUGGGAUCAGUCAGUCUUAUUUCUAUUCUAUUUUUGUGCUAAAGAACCUUCCACCUAAGGCAAAUACU
Messenger RNA from Nothoprocta perdicaria, 3426 nucleotides. RefSeq names its product cadherin 26 (gene CDH26). The transcript is spliced from 16 exons. The coding region runs from base 1 to 2415 and encodes 804 amino acids. Gene Ontology annotation, biological process: calcium-dependent cell-cell adhesion; cell-cell junction assembly; multicellular organism development. Lineage: Eukaryota; Metazoa; Chordata; Aves; Tinamiformes; Tinamidae. The record is from RefSeq and is a predicted model, not a curated record. Gene Ontology annotation, cellular component: plasma membrane; adherens junction; catenin complex. Gene Ontology annotation, molecular function: cadherin binding; calcium ion binding.